AGGCGCGGGCGGGCUCCCCGCAGGUGCGGGCGCCAUGCGGGGCUCGGCGGCCCCGCAGCUGCCUCGGGCCGAGCCGGGGCGCUCCCGGCCGAGCCGGGCCGUUACCGGGCCGGGCCCGGCGCACCUCCGCGGGUGCGGAUUAUAAGGGGCCCGCUCUCUCCGCCCCCGAGCCCGGUCUCCCUCCGCCCCCGCCCGCGCUCCCCACCCCUUUCCUCCGGCCGCGGAGAAGGGCAUGGAGUUGGCGGGAGCCUAUAAAAGCCCCUGAGCGCCCCGCCGCCCGCACGGCGCUGCGGCAGCCUGGGCGCACCGAGCCGGCCCGGGGGCACCAUGUCCCACCACUGGGGAUACGGCAGUCACGACGGACCCGCGCACUGGCACGAACACUUCCCCAUCGCCAAUGGAGAGCGCCAGUCGCCCAUCGCUAUCAGCAGCAAGUCCGCCAGGUACGACGCCUCUCUGAAGCCUCUCAGCUUCAGUUACGAUGCCGGCACUGCCAAAAACAUCGUCAACAACGGGCACUCCUUCAACGUGGAGUUCGACGACUCUUCCGACAAGUCAGUGCUGCAAGGGGGAGCACUGGAUGGAGUCUACCGGCUGGUGCAGUUUCACAUUCACUGGGGAUCCUGUGAGGGCCAAGGGUCUGAGCACACUGUGGAUGGUGUGAAGUAUGAUGCAGAGCUUCAUAUUGUUCACUGGAAUGUAAAAUAUGGAAAAUUUGCUGAAGCUGUGAAACAUCCUGAUGGUUUGGCUGUAGUAGGCAUCUUCAUGAAGGUAGGGAAUGCCAAACCUGAAAUACAGAAAGUUGUUGAUGCUCUGAACUCCAUUCAAACCAAGGGGAAGCAAGCUUCUUUCACAAACUUUGACCCUACUGGACUGCUUCCUGCAUGUCGAGACUAUUGGACAUACCCUGGCUCCCUGACCACUCCACCACUGCUGGAAUGUGUGAUCUGGCAUGUUCUGAAGGAGCCCAUCACUGUCAGCCCUGAGCAGAUGUGCAAACUCCGUGGCCUUUGCUUCAACGCUGAGAAUGAGCCCGUGUGCCACAUGGUGGACAACUGGCGCCCAUGUCAGCCUUUGAAGAGCAGAGAAGUCAGAGCUUCCUUCCAGUAACCUCAGCACUCAGUGUGUUAGGAAUUGCUGUGUUUGUGAGGAACCCUUUUUGCUAAGCACAAAUCAAACCUUUGCCAUGUGUGCCCUGGCAACAUCUUGUCUCCCAGGUCCAUUCUUUCUUUUGCUCUGCAUCUAAAAUGCCAGCUAAUGAAAUGUGAAAGGUCUUGGCCAAACAGGAAUAGGUUCUUUAUGUGUGGGGCUGGGGGAAGCCUUGGGGUGGGCUGUGUGCAUUUUGAUGAAUUACUGUGACUGACAACUUUGGUAUCACAAUACAUUGGCUGUUUGGGAGAGCAUAUGGUGAUAGCAAAAUAAGCCAUUCUAAGAAACCUCAUCCACAAGUGUGGUAGUACACAUAACUAAUGAUAACUUGAAGCUUUGUCAAAAGCACAGGAAUACAGAAUAUAGAUAUGCUUUAGGAAAAAAAAAGUAUAUUGAGGAAGAAAAGUAAAAUGAAUAUUGAGAAUUAGAUUUAGAUUUUAAGCAACUGACGUAAAUAUUUUUAAGACCGUUUUACAUUUUUACCCAUGCUAUCAACAACAUUAUGUCUUAAUGGUAGUAUGUUGAAUUUUUUAAUUAAAAAUGUCCUAAAUUAAGUAUUAUCUUUAAAAAUUGUUAUUACCAUAGAAUACAAAGUAUCUUUUCAUUGAAAUAAUAUAUGCUCUAAUUUAAAGAGGGAAACAAUAAUGUAUUUUAGAUAACUUCUCUAAUAAAUCUAUACUUAUAUUUUUGCUUCCAAUCUGUUAUUUUAAUUCAGAAAAGGAGUUACUAAUCUGUUCACACCAUUGCAUAUUAAACAUAAUUAAUAAACAUUUAGGAUAUCAGGAAUGAGUUUCAAUGAUACUGAAGAUGAAUGCAAAACUAUAUGGAUGUUAGGACAUUUUCUCUAAGUAGCUGUCUGAUAGACAGCAGUAGGAAGUAGUAGUUUUGAGCCACCACUACAAACUUUCAUCGAAUUUGACCACAUAAUAAAAGAUCCCCUCACAAGAAUUUUGAACAAAAUCAUACUGCAGAACAGGCUUCUCCCAAACUGGUUGCAUAAAUGUUGCUGCCCUUAUGUGACAGCACCAAAACAAAGAGCCUUAUAUUUAUGCAGAACAUCAACACAAUCCUUUUCUCCAACAAAACCAAAUAGUUUCGAGACUGCAUCCCCAGUUUGCUUUUUAGCCUCACGGUACCAUAUGUGAAUGAUUUCAACAGAAGAAUUUUCAACAGGAAAACUGCUGAGUAAGACAAUAGCUUCCAAUAACUUCCAUUGAUGGAUCAGCUGAGUUCUUUCGAUGUCAUGAACAUGUAUGCAAUAAAUACCUAAGUGUAAAUCUGGUCU
Messenger RNA from Cygnus atratus (black swan), 2434 nucleotides. Its product is annotated as carbonic anhydrase 2. Gene Ontology annotation, cellular component: cytoplasm. The transcript is spliced from 7 exons. The coding region runs from base 328 to 1110 and encodes 260 amino acids. The record is from RefSeq and is a predicted model, not a curated record. Lineage: Eukaryota; Metazoa; Chordata; Aves; Anseriformes; Anatidae. Gene Ontology annotation, molecular function: zinc ion binding; carbonate dehydratase activity.